AUAUAAUAGUUCCUGCCGGACACAUACAAAUAUGCAUACUUAAGGUUAGCAUGUUAAAAAAUUAUGUCUUUACCCUGUCAUAUUUCACCAUUGUUUCCUAAUACGAAGUCAUUAAUUUUUAUUGUUAAUAAAUUCAAUAUUGAAAUAAUGGACAUCAUUUUAUUGAUUUGCGGUUGCUGGAAUUGAAACUUUCACCCGUUACAGUUGACAUAUGGUACUUUUGUAGCUCAUCAGUUUUGAAUUUCUUAUCAUUCUAUUCUGCAUUAUUACUAGUCAAUAUAUGCAUUUAUUGUAACAAAUACAAUCUGCAUUUCAUAAAAGUGGCACUUCAUACCUCAAGAGAACCUUUAAUUACCUCCUAAUGGAAGGUUUUGAUGGUUUUGGUGUUAUAAAUAUUUCCUAGUUGUUUUGUCAAUGACUUAGCUUUUCAAACAAAUUGAGAAUUUCAUGAUGACAAUGCUUUGCCUGAGACCUAUUUUAUCUAAGGUAUUAUUGGGAUCAUUGAACAGUUGUACAGUUACAAAGCAGUUACGAACAAUGUCUUCUCUUGGGAACAAGUUUGCCUUACCCGAUAAAUAUAAGGGAUCAGUGACAACUGUGUGGGCUGAAUUUAUCCAAUUAGCAUUAGAAGUUAAGCCUCUUAAUUUAGGACAAGGUUUUCCAGAUUUUGCUGCACCAGAAAUAGUUAUAAAAGCCCUAAAAGAUGUUGCUAAUUCAGAUAAUGUAUUAUUACAUCAGUAUACACGAGGCUAUGGACACCUCCGAUUGGUUAAUGCAUUGAGUAAACUAUACUCAAAGAAAAUCGAUAGAGAAUUAAAUCCUAUGACAAAUGUUAUAACAACCGCAGGUGCCUAUGAAGCAUUGUAUUGUGCUAUUCUUGGUCAUGUGACAACAUGUGAUGAGGUUAUUUUGAUUGAACCAUUUUUUGAUUGCUACGAGCCUAUGGUAGAUGCAGCUGGUGGAAAAUCAGUUUUUGUCCCUCUAAGGCCAGCAAAAACAAGUGGCACAGUUUUAUCAAGCGAUUGGAAACUUGACAUUAAUGAGCUCACUAGUUGUUUCACUGAAAAAACUAAAGCAAUUAUUCUUAAUACUCCUCAUAACCCAUUGGGAAAGGUCUUCACAUAUGAGGAGCUGACUGUUAUUGCUGAUUUGUGUAAAAAGUUCAAUGUUCUUUGUAUAUCUGAUGAGGUUUACGAAUGGAUGGUGUAUGAACCGUACCAGCAUAUUCGAAUAGCUACUCUUCCUGGAAUGUGGGAGCGCACAAUUACUAUAGGAUCUGCUGGAAAAACGUUUAGUGUGACUGGAUGGAAAACUGGGUGGGCAUAUGGUCCUGAAAACCUAAUUAAAAACAUGCAAGUUGUCCAUCAAAAUAUUCUCAAUUCAAUCAACACUCCUGCUCAGGAAGCUAUCGCCAUUGGCUUAGAACAUGAGAUUAGCAAGAUGGGUUCUCCUGAUUGUUAUUUAGUGAGCCUUGCCCGUGAGCUCAAAGAUAAAAGGGAUUAUAUGGCUAAAUUUUUAACUGAAAUUGGAAUGGUUCCAAUUAUUCCUGAAGGUGGAUAUUUUAUGGUUGUUGACUGGACGCCCUUAGCUAGCAAAGUAGGAUUAGAUCAAGAGAGCGACAGAUACAAGGAUUACCGUUUUGCUAAGUGGACUUCAAGAAACUUAAAAGUACAGGGUAUUCCUCCAUCUGCCUUUUAUAGUGUACCGCACAAGCACUUAGGAGAAAAUUAUAUUCGUUACUGUUUCAUUAAGAAAGAUGAAAACCUACAGAAAGCUGCUGAUAUUCUGAAGGCAUGGGCAGAUGGAUCAAAAUUGUAACUUUAUUAAUGUUUUAUUCGAAGGAAUAUUUAUUUCAUAAUUUCUUAAAUAUCUGCAGCAUUUAUUUAAAUUUCAAGGUUUCAACAUUCAUGAAUAGAUGAAUGUUUUUUAUUCAGGUAAAUGUGCUUUAAGCGAUUAUUUCGCAUUUCUUAAGUUCUCGUUAUAGGUUUUCCAUUUCUGGCGGGGGCAUUAAAGUUAUCAGUACUUUGAUAUACCCUGUAGAACGCCAAUGUUAAUAUGUACGGUUG
Molecule: messenger RNA, 2066 nt
Organism: Nezara viridula (southern green stink bug)
Lineage: Eukaryota; Metazoa; Arthropoda; Insecta; Hemiptera; Pentatomidae
Source: the annotation of a GenBank genome assembly